UUUACUCACUUUAUCUCCUGAGCCAAUAACAGACCAGUGGAGGAGGAGCAGGAUGGACCUGCUACAUAAAGGAGGCCUCAGGUUCUGUAGAACCCCAGUCCCUUCCAAAGCAUCGUUCACUUCUUGAACAGCUUGUGUGGUACUGAAGUCAGACAAAAUGAGCCUGUCAGCCAAGGAGAAAACUACAGUCAAGGACUUCUUCACAAAGGUGUCCAGCAGGUCCGAGGAGGUCGGAACUGAGUCUCUCUCCAGGAUGCUGGUGGUCUACCCUCAGACCAAGUCAUACUUCGCCCACUGGAAGGACUUGAGCCCUGGGUCUCCCCCAGUCAGGAAGCAUGGAAUCACCGUCAUGGGUGGCGUCUACGAGGCCGUGAGCAAAAUCGACGAUAUUGUCGGUGGUCUCCUGACCCUUAGCGAGCUGCACGCCUUCAUGCUCAGGAUUGACCCUGUCAACUUCAAGAUCCUGUCCCACUGCAUCCUUGUGGUGCUGGCCAUGCUGUUCCCCGAAGACUUCACCCCCCAAGUCCACGUCGCUGUGGACAAGUUUAUGGCCCUCCUAUCCCUGGCCCUGGCUGAGAAAUACCGCUAAAGGACAGGCACCGUUCGGCACGGCGCACCGGCCAGAUUGGUCUCUCGUGUUUGAAAUUAAUGUUCUUCAUUGAGAAAUAAAAAUGGUGCAAUUACA
Messenger RNA from Osmerus eperlanus (European smelt), 685 nucleotides. RefSeq names its product hemoglobin, alpha embryonic 5 (gene hbae5). The transcript has 3 exons. The coding region runs from base 158 to 589 and encodes 143 amino acids. NCBI's taxonomy places the organism in Eukaryota, Metazoa, Chordata, Actinopteri, Osmeriformes, Osmeridae. Gene Ontology annotation, biological process: oxygen transport; hydrogen peroxide catabolic process. The record is from RefSeq and is a predicted model, not a curated record. Gene Ontology annotation, molecular function: iron ion binding; oxygen binding; peroxidase activity. Gene Ontology annotation, cellular component: blood microparticle; haptoglobin-hemoglobin complex; hemoglobin complex.